Molecule: messenger RNA, 2325 nt
Organism: Lotus japonicus
Lineage: Eukaryota; Viridiplantae; Streptophyta; Magnoliopsida; Fabales; Fabaceae
Exons: 6
Coding region: 1-2265 (754 amino acids)
Source: RefSeq, a predicted model, not a curated record
AUGGAUCACAACAAUCACCAUUUCAACACCCAGAAUUCAUCUAACUACCCAUCUAACAACCAAAAUCUCAACAAUUAUCCAGAUCCAAAUCAUUUUCCCAACCAACGUCAUCAAAAUCCCAACAUUUAUCAAGAUCCAAAUCAAUAUUGGUCUAACCAACAUCCAAAUCAAUUUUCCUACCCACGUCCUCAAAAUCUCAACAAUUAUCAACAUUCGAAUCAAUUUUCCUACCCAUGUCCUCAAAAUCUCAACAAUUUUGCAACAAAUUCCAACCAGUCAUCCUUUCAUCCCUCUAUGAGAUAUCCAUCUCAAACACCCCCGUCUAGUGGUCAUAUGCCAAUGGUGAAUGAAAAUUUUCCAGGUGUUGAUGCACCCGAAUUUCCCGAAUUUUCAACACAAAUGAGUUUUGGUGGCAUGACAGCUGCUGAUCAUACCACUCCAAAUCAAGAGGAUACAACUCCUAAGAGCAAGAAAACCCAGUCACCAGCAUGGAACACUACACAAAAUUUGGUGUUAAUUAGUGGGUGGAUUAACUGUGGAACAAGUAGUGUUGUGGGGAAAAACCAGAGAGGAGAAACAUUUUGGAGAGAUAUUGCUGAGUAUUGUAAUGAGCAUUGCUCAUUCGAUCCUCCGCGUGAUGGAAAUGCAUGUCGAAACUGUAACACCCCGAUUUCGGUGGCAAACCGCUGGAAUUAUAUGAACAAAAUACUGGGUAAGUGGAUUGGCGCUUAUGAUGCCGCUAAGCGUCAGCAAGCAAGCGGUUGGUCGGAUAAUGAUGUUUUGGCAAAAGCGCAGGAAUUAUUCGCCUGUGGGAAGAAUGUUCAAUUUACUUUGAUGGAAGAAUGGAAGCAACUCCGUGAUCUGCCACGUUUUUGUAGUCAUGUAGGAGGAAAUAGUGGCUCAGCAAGUAGUGGAACUAAGAGAGCUCACGAUAGUGAUGCAUGUGACUCAACCUCUAUAGGAUCAAUUCCUCGUCCAAUCGGUAGGGAGGCAGCUAAAAGAAAGAAUAAAAAGAAAAAGACUAACCAAUUGAUGAAAACCAAUUUGUAUAUAAAGCUAGCUUCCGAAGAGAACCUCAAUGACCAUAAGAAAGAGCUGUUGAAGAAGUUGUCCCCAUACCUUCAAAAUUCUGAAUUUGAAGAAGCUUUUAUACGCAACCAAGUUAGGGAGCAUCAAAACAAAUUAUUGGAAGAUAGGGCACCUCGUAGCAGAAAAUAUGUCCGUAGAGAUCAUGCAGCGGCAAACCGAAGGCUAAUUGAGGACUACUUUGCCAAUGAGCCUACAUACGACGAUACAAUGUUUCGUCGUCGGUAUCGGAUGCAAAAACAUGUUUUCCUUCGAAUCGUUGCAGACCUUUCAAGUAGUGAUAACUACUUCACCCAGCGAGUUGAUGCAGCCUAUAAAGAAGGAAUAUCACCCUUGGCAAAAUGUACAACAGCAAUGCGAAUGUUAGCAUAUGGUGUGGCAGCAGAUGCAGUCGAUGAGUACAUCAAAAUCGAAGGUACUACAACACUGGAGUGUUUACGUAGAUUCUGUAAAGGAAUCAUACGAUUGUAUGAGCACGAGUACCUUAGAGCACCAACCGAAGCUGACCUGCAAAAAAUACUACAUGUUAGUGAAAUGAGGGGGUUCCCAGGCAUGAUCGGGAGUAUUGACUGCAUGCACUGGGAGUGGAAAAAUUGUCCGAAAGCAUGGGAAGGUCAAUUUACUAGAGGGGAUAAGGGAACCACAACGGUUAUUCUUGAGGCAGUUGGAAAGGCUCCAAAUGUGAAUUUCUUUGUGAAUCAACGUCCCUAUAAUAUGGCAUACUAUCUAGCUGAUGGUAUCUACCCUUCUUAUCCAACUUUCGUCAAAUCGAUUAGACUUCCUCAAAGUGAACCCGACAAGUUGUUUGCACAAGUUCAGGAGGGAUGUCGAAAGGACAUCGAACGUGCAUUUGGAGUUCUUCAAGCUCGUUUUAAAAUCAUCCGUGAACCAGCUCGUUUGUGGGACAUAGCUGAUUUGGGUAUCAUUAUGAGGUCAUGCAUCAUAUUACAUAAUAUGAUUGUUGAGGAUGAACGAGAUACAUAUGCUCAACGUUGGACCGAUUUUGAGCAAUCUGGGGAAGGUGGAUCUAGUACACCGCAACCAUACUCGACCGAGGUGUUACCCGCUUUUGCAAAUCAUGUGCGUGCUAGAUCCGAGUUGCGUGAUUCGAACGUUCAUCACGAACUGCAAGCAGAUCUAGUGAAGCACAUAUGGACAAAGUUUGCAAAUGCUUCGUGAUGGAAGAUGAUUUGUAUCGUGCUAGCUCCGGUUAUUUGUGUGUUGUGUGCUUAGUUUGUU